This is a messenger RNA of Adineta ricciae, 744 nucleotides long. Lineage: Eukaryota; Metazoa; Rotifera; Eurotatoria; Adinetida; Adinetidae. The record is from the annotation of a GenBank genome assembly.
AUGUCAACUGAUACAUUUCCAACAAACGGAUCCAUGAAUUCAACUGAAAAACGUGCUCUUAGUGAAACUAUACCCAAUACAAAACGUUCAGGUGGAAGCUAUGGUAGUUUGUCUAAAUCACAAUUGCAACCAACAUUUUAUAUUUGCCAUCCAGUGGAAGUAGAUGAUACUCUACAGAGACUGGCGUUGAAAUACAAUGGGAAUAUCCAAGAAAUCAAACGAAUCAAUAAACUCUGGUCUGAUGCCGAAUUGAGUCUUCUUGAAGAUGUAUAUAUUCCUGUGAAUCCAUCUCAGCUAUCGACAUUACGAGCAUUGAAUCCAAAUUUAGAAAUUGUGCAAAAUAUAUCCCCAACAACGAACCGCGUACGAAGAUUAUCGGGAAAUGCUAAUAUAAGCGAUGAUAGUACGUCAUCUAUUCGAACAUCUGAUAGUAAUACUUCGAUUCCGACGACAACAACAACUUCCUAUCAAGAUUUUUUCUCGAAAAUUGACGAACAGCUAAGUACGUACAAGAAAACUUUACAAGGUACUGACGCCAGAAGUCGACAACUCUCAUCUCAGAUAUUAAAUGACGAUAAGCACUCGUCUACAGUCAACCGCUCCAUUGUGCAACACAAUGAUCGACAUAAAAGUAACCAUUAUACGACAGAUGACCAUGCAAGCAAUGAAAACCAACGUGAAAAAUACAUAUCCGCUGCAUUGGAACGAAUUCAACGAGAACAAGAUGAUUUCGAUGGAUUAUAA